This is a messenger RNA of Entrophospora candida, 897 nucleotides long. NCBI's taxonomy places the organism in Eukaryota, Fungi, Glomeromycota, Glomeromycetes, Entrophosporales, Entrophosporaceae. The record is from the annotation of a GenBank genome assembly.
AUGGGCGCCUUUAGUUCCAAACCAUUAAAAAAAACUCAACGACAAAAUAAACUUAUACUGCAUUUUAAUAAAAAACCAAAAUCAAAAAAACGCUUAAGCGUUUACAAGAUAAUCGAAUCUCAAGAUUAUAAUGAUGUUCCGAGUUCACCAUAUCCAAUCAUAAACAAUGAAUAUGAACUAAAAAAAAUGGAAUACAUUCAUAAAUCUUUCAAAAUAUUUUGGGGCAAUAAUUUUUCUGCGCCUGUAAAAGAAGUGUUGGAAUUAGGUAAUGCGACAGUACUAGAUAUAGGAUGUGGACAAGGCUGCUGGAUAUUAGAUAUGGCACAUGAUUAUCCAAUGUCAAUUUUCAUAGGAGUGGAUUUUUUUCCAAUGUUUCCAAAAAAUAGACCACAAAAUGUCGGAUUCUUGAAAGAGGACGUUCUCAAUGGUAUACCAUUUCCUGAUGAUACAUUUGAUUAUGUUCAUCAAAGGAAUUUGAUGUUGGCGUAUAGAGAAGAGCAAUGGAUUGAAGUUAUUGAAGAGAUUAUACGAGUUACUAAGCCAGGGGGAUUGAUAGAAAUAAUUGAAUUUGAUUGUGAAAUUUAUCAAUCUGGUCCUUUAAUCAAAUUACUUGAGCAGAAAACUUCAAGAGGAAUUGAUUACAAUAUAAAUAAAAGAUUGCCAAAUAUUAUAGACAAAGCCAAUCUUAUUGAUGAUAUUGUUUCAACAAGUAAACAAAUGCCAUUAAAUAGUAAUGAUAGUGCACUUGGACGAAUGGGUGGCGAAAUAAUACUUAACUCGAUUAAAUCAUUGGCUAUUGAUGGAAUAGGUAAUAAAGAAUACGAAUCAAUUGUUGCUGAAUUGAAUGAUCCUGAUUAUAAACCGUAUUUGGUUGUAUCUAGGAUAUGCGCUAAAAAG